Benincasa hispida (wax gourd) is the source of this 2073-nucleotide messenger RNA. The record is from RefSeq and is a predicted model, not a curated record. Lineage: Eukaryota; Viridiplantae; Streptophyta; Magnoliopsida; Cucurbitales; Cucurbitaceae.
AGUAAAGGAAAAGAAAAGCCACGCAAUUUUAUAUUCAAGAAAGAAAAGAAAAGGGAAACACGUCUUCUCCUCUCACCCUCUUCGUCGCCCCUCCCUCUCGUAUGGUACUCCAAUCGACUUCUCCGACAAACCUUGUUGACAGCAGCAUCUCAAACGAUGGCGAUGAGACCACCCCCUUUCGACGGUAAGUAGCGACCAAAAAUAAUUUUAGGGCGAGGGAACAACAUUUGACAAUGACCCAUACCACGGAAGACCUCAUAUUUGAAUACCCAUGGCCUAAGGUGUUCGAUCUAUAGUUUCAAUCCUUUUUGGACAUCAACUAAAGAAGAUUGAAGCCUUUUUGGUAAGAUUUCCUGAGUUUUGGAACUUUAAUUUUAUUUUGAGUUGGAUAUAAGUGUUUGAAUUAGGUUAUAAAUGUUUAGAAUUUUUAUGUUGCCAUGUUCGGAGUCAUUUUGGAUACUUGAAAAAGUCUUGGUUAGUUCUAGAAGUGGAGCGAAGAAGACAUAGACAAGAUCUCAAAACGAGUAAGCUAUAUUUCUCUAGAACAUUGAAAGAUCAAGAAAAUUAUGGAAGUCUUAGAUACUUUUUGAUGUGGGUAUUCUUAAUCCUUUUGUUUCUAACAUUUUCAUGGGAUUGGUGGUGUAUUUUCAUAAGCAUUGGAAUAGUUAAAAUGGAAGAAGAGAAAAGGACAAAAAAAAAAAAGAAAUGAGCAAAAUUUGGUGGAUAGGAGAAAGAAAGAAGAAGAUGAAUACUGGAUAAGGUAAGAUAUUUCUUUAAUUAAAAUAGUUGAUGUGAAAGACUUGAUACCCUUUAGAAGUACAAUUACUUUAAAGAUUGAGAGGAGUUAGUGAACAAAUGAAAAAUAUAUGAAUUAUAUGAUGGAGAGCAGAAAUACCAAGUUUCAUAUGGAGGAAAAUUUAUAGUUUGAAAGACUCUUUUGACAUAAAAAAAUGGUAUAUUAAGGUGUAAAGGAGUUAGUAGGGAGAAAAUGGUGGUGAGAUCUGUUUGGUUUAUGUUUGAAGCCAUAGGAACCAUGGUUAAUAACUGAUAAAUAGGUGAAAAUCUAGGGUUGAUGCUAAAUAAGUGAAGGAUAUGUUAUGAUUGGGGACUCAAAGUUCAUAUACACCCUUGGCUAAAUAACUGUUUCAGGCCAAUCGAAGAUCGGAGUAGCUUAUGACCCGAGCUUCUUCAUCUGUAAUACGAAGAAGAAGGAAAAAAACAAGUGAAGGAGGUUGUGGAAAGGUGUGAAUAAUGGCGAACAACCCUAUCUGUUGUCCACCGUCAAAAUUGAUAGAGAGAAAUGGAAGAAGGGAAAUGAAAGCUCUAUUCUCAACGCUCAAUUCUCUUCUCCCCAAUCAAAACUCAGGGGAAGCAAGAACGGUACCGGAUCAGCUUGAAGAAGCCACAAAUUACAUAAAAGAAUUACAGAACAACAUUGAGAGAUUGAAAGAAAAGAAAGAGAAGCUGAAGCAGAAGCAGAAGGUAAAGGGAAAAUAUAAAAUGGGCGUAGAAGAAGAUGAAAAAAGAAGAAAAUGUAAGCAUGAAAUAGAACCAAAUCUUUUGCUGCAAGUUAAAGCUCAUCGAGUGGGUUCUUCAGUGGAAGUGUUUUUGACCACUGGAAUAUCGGAUUAUCACUUUAUACUUCAACAAAUCAUUCGCCUUCUCCAACAUAAUGGAGCUCACAUCCUCAAUCUCAAUCAAUCCAUCUUACAACAUCGGGCUUUUCACAAGAUUACAGCUCAGGUGGAUGGAGAAGGAAUGGUCCCGGAAGAUGGUGAAAGGAUUUGUGAGACAGUGAAGAACUUUGUUUCACAGUACAAAGAUGGACAAUGCAGCCUUAAAUAAUAUUUCGACUACAACAUUUGUGCUGUUCGUGAAGAUUUAUGAUGUCUUUUCACUUCUCUUUCGUUGAUGAUGCGCAUUUAAUUCACUAAUUUUGGAUAUUAAUCCUUUUGCAUGACAUUUUUCCGUAGAAAUGGGACGUUGGAUCUUCUAUUUGUGUAAUUGUUGAACUAAAAAGAUAUGUACUUAUUUUUUAUCUAAGGAAGACUUUGACUUUUUCUUUACAUCAAA